Psylliodes chrysocephalus is the source of this 1683-nucleotide messenger RNA. Lineage: Eukaryota; Metazoa; Arthropoda; Insecta; Coleoptera; Chrysomelidae. The record is from the annotation of a GenBank genome assembly.
UUUUGAUAAAACGCCAAGUUACAUUCAAUAAUAUAUAAACCAAGCUGCACUAGUUUGAUGACAAAUUAUUAGUAAUAUAGUAAUACAACAAAGUGAGGUACAAGGAUAUCUGAAUUAUGGGUGAAAACGAUUUAUUUACAAUCAAGAAAAAUGAAAAAGUUGGACGAUUUGCAGUUGCAAAGGAAAAUUUAAAGGCUGGCGACGUAAUCUUUUCAGAGAUACCUUUCGCAUAUGGCCCCAAGUCAGACAGUCCCGUAAUAUGCUUGGGUUGCUACAAUUAUCUAGAAACUAUAAACCUUUGUUCAAAAUGUUCCUGGCCAGUUUGCAAUACAAACUGUCAAAACAAAUCCGCUCACAAGGACUUUGAAUGCGAAGUAUUCUCCAAAGCAGGCGUUAAAUUUCAAACGGUUGAAGAUCCAUCUGAAGUUUGUCUACAAUACGAAUGUAUCACACCUUUGAGAGUUCUAUUGGCUACAGAGAAGAACCCUUCUCGAUGGAACGAAGAAAUUCAACACAUGGAAGCACAUAACGACAUCAGGAAACAAAAACCCAUUUGGGAGUUCAAUCAACACAACGUUGUCGAAUAUCUUAGAUCGGCUUGUAAGCUAGACAGAUUUUCAGAAGAAUUAAUACACACUGUAUGCGGCAUUUUGGAAAUAAACGCUUUCGAAGCCAGGACUCCAGAAGGAUAUUCGAUCAGAUGUCUGUAUCCCAAAUUGGCUAUAAUGUCGCAUAAUUGUGUUUCAAAUAUACAUCAUGCCAUUGAUUGUAAAGGAAGCGGAGAUGCUGAUGAUUACAGUGUAAAUGUGAGAGCUGCGGUUGAUGUUGAAGCUGGUGGAGAACUCCAUAGCAGCUAUACCUACUCCCUCUGGCCUACGUUAGUUAGAAGGGAAUUCCUUAGGGAAAGCAAAUAUUUCGAUUGCACAUGCGAAAGAUGUAGCGAUAAAACGGAAUUAGGAACUCAAUGUGGCACGCUGAAAUGCCAGAAAUGUGACAAUGGAAUUAUUUUAUCCACUGAUCCAUUAGAUGACAAAUGCGAAUGGAAAUGUACCCAUUGUGAAUACAAAACAAACGCUGUAGCCAUCAGAAAAGUUUUUGCUGCAAUCCAAACAGAUCUGGAUGGAGUUGAAUAUACUUUUGGUCCAGAAGGUAUAGAGGCGCGUGAAACCCUUUACAAAAAAUAUAAAUCUGUGCUUCAUCCCAAAAAUUCAUACAUGACAAUUUUGAGAAGCGGACUGGUUCAACUGUAUGGUAAAGCCGAAGGAUACGCAUUAAGCGAUUUACCAGAUUUAAUUUUAGAAAGAAAAGUUGAGCUAUGCAAUCAGCUAUUAGAAGUUCUCGAUGUCAUCGAACCUGGAAAUUCCAGAAUAAGGGGAUUGAUACUGUUUGAACUACAUGGUCCCCUAAUGGUUUUGGCGAGACAUCAGUAUCAAAACGACGUGAUCGAUAAAGAAAAAUUUAAGAAAGAAUUGAGAAGGAUAAUUGACAUUUUGGGACAAUCCUUGAAGAUUUUAAAACAAGAACCACCUAGUUUACCGGAGGGUCAAUUGGCUUUAAUUGCAGAACAAGCCCAUGAGCAGUUGAUUCAAAAUUUUGAUGUAUUAAUUGAAACGGCGUAAAUUAAAUUACAUAAUUUUUGAACUUUUAUGUAAUCUUAAAAUAAAGUGGAUAACAUCUAAUAUA